AUGGCGAAAAAGAUGGAGAGUCCUGGAAAAGCCCGUCUGCAUCAGAUGGCUUCUUCCUCCACUCAAUCUCCACUUUCCUCCGCCCCAGACGAGUCAAUGGUCCUUGAGAUGCAUUACGCCGAGGCGAGACCGGAUCUGCAUAACGCCACGGCGACGAGAGGGGGGCGGGCUGAUUCUUUGCGUUCUCCGCCCUCGUGCAUCCUCUCGGCCCGGCUUUACUGGUCAGCCCCUAAGCCUCUUGGGAUCUGGUAUGAGGUGGUGAUGGGCUUAGGUGUCAGUGGUGGAGGUGGGGGCCGCACAAGAGUCUUAGAGGAUCUAAAAGCAGAGGAGAAACCGGCCGAUAAAGAGAACGAGGCUAAGAAAGACGACCAACCCCAGGAAAAAAUGAUUGCUUUUGACAUUCCAUUCCAAAACACACUGAACCUGACAGACAGGCCGGACGAACCCCCUCCUCCACCUCCUCCCAUAGUUGUGAAUAAAUACUCAGAUGAACAACUCCGGGCCGUGGUCAAACGUAUGAGAGAAAGGCUGGAACUCUACAAAGAGAAGGUGGCCGAUCAGUACGCUUCAUCUCCAGAGAUCACACCACCAGUCACGCCACUGCUUCCCAAAGAUGAAUAUGCAAAGGUGAUAGAGGAGAGGAAACAACAGGCGGAGGAGGAACGAAUAAAGAAAGAAGAGGCAGAGAAGAAGAAGAAAGAGGAGGCGGAGAAAAAGAAGAAGGAAGCUGAGCAGAAGAAGAAGGAGGAGGAGGAGAAGAAGAAAGCUGAGGGGAAAGAGGAGAAGAAGGAAGAGGAGAAGAAGGACAUGAAGACCCAGAUGGUGGAAAAGUUCUGGUCCACAGUGGACAUGGUCCUGAAGCCCGUCGAGGACUCGAUGGACUCAGUCCUGGGAGCCACUAUUGACCCGUUCACUGACCGCCGUUACAUCGGGUGGCUCAGCCUCGUCACCCUGGCCUUCAACUACAACACCUGGUUCAUCACGGCCCGUCUCUGCUUCCCGUACCACACCGAGGAUGCCAUCCCGUACUGGUUCGCCCUGGACCUGCUGGCGGACCUCAUCUACCUCAUCGACAGCGUCCUCUUCCAGUCCCGUAAACAGUUUGUCAAAGGAGGAGACAUCAUAAAAGACCGAGCGAUGACCAAGAAGAACUACAGAGACUCUGAGAGAUUCAAGCUGGACAUGAUUUCACUCAUACCCUUCGACCUGCUCUACUUCCAGUUCGGCUUCAAGUCCAUUUUCAGAGCAAAUCGACUUCUGAAGGCGGACACGUUCUUCGAGUUCAGCGAUCGUCUGGAGAGCAUCAUGGCCAAAGCCUACAUCUGGAGAGUGAUCCGGACCAUCGGGUACCUCCUCUUCAUGCUCCACAUCAACGCCUGCAUCUACUACGUGGCCUCAGACUUCCAGGGCAUCGGGAAAACCAAGUGGGUUUACUCCGGCCUGGGCAGCGCUUACCUCAGCUGCUUCUUCUAUGCGGAGAAAUCCCUGCUGAUGAUCGCCGAGCUGCCCAUUCCAGACUGCAUGUUCGGACAGAUCUUUCAGAUGGUCAACUACCUUUUCGGGGCGUUCUUUAUGUCCGUCAUUCUUGGCCAGAUGAGAGACGUCAUCGGUGCAGCCACAGCCGGUCAGACAUAUUUCCGAGCGUCCAUGGACAACACCGUGGCCUACAUGGUGACCAACCGCAUCCCAUCUCUCGUGCAGAACAGAGUCCGCACCUGGUACACCUACACCUGGGACGCCCAGGGCAUGCUGGAUGAGUCAGAACUGUUGGAUAAGAUGCCUCUGGUGAUGAAAACAGCCAUCGCUGUGGACAUCAACCUGGCCACUUUUCAGAAGAUUGAUCUAUUCAAGGGCUGCGACCAGCAGAUGUUGGUGGACAUGUUACUGAGGCUCAAGUCCAUCAUCUACCUCCCUGGAGACUUUGUUGUGAAAAAGGGCGACAUCGGUAAAGAAAUGUACAUCAUUAAAAGUGGAGCGGUGCAGGUGGUGGGAGGACCUGACAACAGCAUCGUAUUUGUCACAUUGAAGGCUGGUUGUGUAUUUGGAGAAAUCAGUUUGCUUCAGUCGUCCAAAGAUGGAGGGAACAGACGUACCGCCAACGUCAAAGCUUACGGCUUUGCUAACCUCUUCGUCCUGGAGAAGAAAGACCUGUUUGACAUCCUGGUCCAUUACCCAGAGUCUCAGAAGGUCCUGGCCAGGAAGGGAAGGAAACUGAUGAAAUCCAAGGGUCCGGCAGCAGCUAAAGCUGAGGAGGAGAAGAAGAAGGGCCUGGCGCUGUUCGGACCCAAACCUCCCACCCCCAAACUGCUGCGAGCCGUCGGUGGAACCAUCAACCGAAGGUUCAUGGACAAGCUGAAGGCUGCUGCUGCUGCUUCUGGAUGACAGUGAGGCUUUAUCUGACGACUUUAUUUAAUUUAACUCCUUUUUGGGAGUGAAUGUACAGCUUUACUUUUUGCCUAUUAUUGCUUUUUUUGUACAUCAGUUUAAGAGAUUAAUCAUAUACAGG
Molecule: messenger RNA, 2506 nt
Organism: Sphaeramia orbicularis (orbiculate cardinalfish)
Lineage: Eukaryota; Metazoa; Chordata; Actinopteri; Kurtiformes; Apogonidae
Product: cyclic nucleotide-gated cation channel beta-3-like
Exons: 19
Coding region: 1-2382 (793 amino acids)
Biological process (GO): monoatomic cation transmembrane transport
Cellular component (GO): plasma membrane; intracellular cyclic nucleotide activated cation channel complex; photoreceptor outer segment
Molecular function (GO): intracellularly cGMP-activated cation channel activity; cGMP binding; intracellularly cAMP-activated cation channel activity
Source: RefSeq, a predicted model, not a curated record